Molecule: messenger RNA, 1009 nt
Organism: Drosophila ananassae
Lineage: Eukaryota; Metazoa; Arthropoda; Insecta; Diptera; Drosophilidae
Exons: 2
Coding region: 144-905 (253 amino acids)
Molecular function (GO): oxidoreductase activity
Source: RefSeq, a predicted model, not a curated record
UUCCAGCUAUCGCCGAUCUUCGCGUGGGGCGAUCUUCCUAUAUAUAUAUAUAUGUAGAGAUGUACAUAUAUGAGCUGCUGAUAACGCAGACGAUCAGUUGGGUGUGUGUUUUUCUUGUUUAAAAGAAAGUCCGGGUGUUUAGCAUGGCCAGCAACUCUAAUUCCCAAGUCCAGACGCCAUCUUUGAUCAGCAGCGACAUGGUCAACAAACUCCCAGGAAGCCAGGCCCAGUUGUCGGCCCAAAGCAAGAGCAACGGAAUCGAAGCCCCGCAGUUGAUGAUCGUUUUCGAUGCCGGCGAUCUGAACUCCGCCCGCCAACAGUUGCUGCCGUCCCUGCAGGACCCCUUCGGCGCGGGCGCCGUUGCCACGGUCCUGCUGCAGGAGAGCAUCGCCGAGCAGUUUGUGGGUCUAGUGGCCCAAGAUCUGCGGCCCCUGAGCGAGGCGGUGGCCCAGAAUCCGAGCCGAGUGAAAUCCGUGGCCCAGAUCAACAAACUCAAACUGAAAGUGGUCAAAGGUGAGCACCUGAAACCGGAGGAAUCUCCACUGCUGGUGUACGACACCGUGCACAGCUAUCUGGGCGAUGGAGGGGCCACGGGAGUGAUAACCCUGCACGUCUUCCGCACCGCCAAGGAGGCCGGAGAGCUGGCCAAACGCGAUGCCCUGCCCUAUGGCCAGGUCAGCAUAUGGAACGAGAAGCUAGCCUGUGCCUAUGAGCUGGUGUCCCGCCUCCCCACGGACAUAUUCGCCCUCAACUGCUUUAGCCCGGACCUGAGCCCUAUCAGGGAGGCCUUCACUGCCAACAGGAACGACGUGUCCCUGGAGAAGAACUACCACUACGAAAGCCUUGUGGUUGGCAGUAAACGGAGGAUUAUCGUCUUUCCCGUUGGCACUAUCUUUGCGAACUAGGUGCCAGGUGCUUGAUACGCCACACUUUCUAUACCUCUCUUAAGCAUUUUAAUGUGUGAAUUUGUUUCGUACGUGGGGAAUAUAUAUUCUACAAACCUUUUUAA